AUGGAAUGGGUCAAACAGCGCAAGCUACCACCCUGUGAGGCUAUUCGCAAUGGCGAUCAGCCUUGCCAUGAUAUGGACGACCUCUGGGACGCCCUGCACAGCACGUACAACUCGGCCUCUGGUCAUGAGUACGACGCCUCAGUCUUAGACGAGCUUCCCAAUGAGCCGGUCCGUGAGUGGGCUGACUUUUUGGAGCAUGAGUUGUUGAGUGCCCUUAAGGGGUGCUCCAACUCCUCUGCACCAGGACCGGACCACGUUACAUGGGUCCACCUAAAGGAGUUGCUCAAGGACAAACACGUCCUUGUGCUCUUCAUUGUGUUGGCCAACGCUUGCCUUUGGGUGGGUCACUGGCCAUGCAUUUUCAAGGAGUCGCUAUCGGUCAUCGUUCCAAAGCUGAACAAGCCCUCCUACGCAGUCCCAAAGGCCUUCAGGCCUAUAGUACUCCUCAUCACUUUUGGUAAACUUAUCGAAAAGAUGAUUGCAAAUCGGAUACAGUUUGAUGCAGUCAAACAUGAUAUCUUUCAUCCAAACCAGCUUGGCAGGAUUCACCAGAGGUCAACUGAGGAUGCUGGAUUGAUUCUGACUCAUCUUGUGCGAGCGGGGUGGGUUAAGGGUCUCCAGACUAGCGCGCUGGCAUUUGACAUCCAGUGCUCGAUGGCAGCCCGCUCGCUAUCUACAAACACAUACACUAUGCGGCCUGGGUACUAA
This is a messenger RNA of Cyclocybe aegerita, 708 nucleotides long. Lineage: Eukaryota; Fungi; Basidiomycota; Agaricomycetes; Agaricales; Hemipholiotaceae. The record is from the annotation of a GenBank genome assembly.